AUGUCUAAAAGACCAAUUGAAGAGGAAGACACGCCGGAGAAGCGUGUUCGCACCGAUCAAGAGGCCAAAGACAAGCAGAGCGAACCAGCAAUAGAUCAAGACGCCGAAUGGGCCGCAUUGCAGGCUUUGCUAGGCGAAGACACAGCAAGCAACGGCGUCUCAACGGAAGUGAAUGCUGUUCCCAACAUUGAGCUGGCCGACGAUGCUUCUAGUGACGAUGACACGCUUACUGUCGCAGGAUGGGACUCGGACGAGCAACGACUCGAGGAACGCCUAGCUGAGCAGCAGGAACGACGCGCUGCACUUGAUCGCAUACGACGCGAACGCGACUCGAAGAUGCAGAAACGCACUACGGACAAAGAACAGCCUUCGCCUCCUAUUCAACCAGAUGCAGUCAUUGACGAUGAGAGUAGUGAGGAGGAUGAGGAGGAGCGCGGCUGGGUCAAGCGCAAAAUGUGA
Molecule: messenger RNA, 459 nt
Organism: Protomyces lactucae-debilis
Lineage: Eukaryota; Fungi; Ascomycota; Taphrinomycetes; Taphrinales; Protomycetaceae
Exons: 1
Coding region: 1-459 (152 amino acids)
Source: RefSeq, a predicted model, not a curated record